This is a messenger RNA of Olea europaea var. sylvestris, 1158 nucleotides long. RefSeq lists its product as uncharacterized. The transcript has 6 exons. Lineage: Eukaryota; Viridiplantae; Streptophyta; Magnoliopsida; Lamiales; Oleaceae. The coding region runs from base 1 to 1158 and encodes 385 amino acids. The record is from RefSeq and is a predicted model, not a curated record.
AUGGAGCUAAUAGAAAAGUUUUUCCCACAAGCUAUGCGAGACCACAAGGAGACGGAAUUCUUAAGACUGGUACAGAGAGAUAUGGAACUUUUUGAGUAUGAGAGCAAAUUCGAUGAAUUGUCCCGAUAUGCCCCACAUCUUGUAAGUACCGAGUUCAUGAAGGCAAAACGUUACGAGAGGGGCCUGCACCCAGAGAUCAGGAAGUGGCAGGACAAGAAUAAGAAUACGGGACAGUUUAAGAAGCAGAUGUAUGUGGGUCAAUCAAGCAACCCUGUAUCCCAAUAUCCUAAAUGCAACAAGUUUCACAAAGGAGAAUGUCUGUAUGGAAAGUAUGUCUGCUAUAAGUGUGGUCAACCCGACCAUGUGGCUUCUUCAGGCCCAUCAAUUAAGAAACCCAAACGAGAGAAAAAGGGAAAAGCAAGGGUGUUUGCUUUGACUCACGACGAGGCUGCCAAAAAUCUAGACGUGAUUUCAGGUAUUUUAUCUGUCUCUAAUAUUCCUGUAUAUGUCCUGAUUGAUUUCGGUACGAUACAUUCAUUCAUAUCUAAUGCAUGUCUAGCUAAGAUUAAUGCUUCAUGUCAAAAGAAUGAUAGUGUAUUAGAGGUGAGUAUGCCAUCAGAUGGAACUAUUAAUACGGAUAGGGUAGCAAAAGGGGAGAAUAAGAGUUCAGAUUUUAUGGAUCGAGCAUUAAGUACCCCGCCCGAUAGACAAGUGGAGUUCAUGAUAGAUCUGAUACCUAGAGCUAUCCCUGUGUCCAAAGCUCCAUACCGAAUGGUACCAAAGGAAUUACAAGAGUUGAAGAUGCAGCUUGAAGAACUUCUAGACAAAGGGAUUAAGGAUCUAUUUGAUCAGUUGAAGGAUGCAUCCGUGUUCUCAAAAAUUGAUCUAAGGUCAGGCUAUCAUCAAUUGAAGAUCAAGUUGACUGACAUACCAAAGACGGCAUUUAGGACCCGAUAUGGGCAUUAUGAGUUUACAAAGGGUACUAAGUUCGUAUGGUCAGAGAAAUACGAGCAGAGUUUCCAAGAGUUAAAGGACAAACUCGUAUCUGUACCAGUAUUGACUAUUCCAGACGGUUCAGAAGGUUUUUUGAUUUAUAUUGAUGCAUCCAAGCUUGGUUUAGGAUGUUUUUUGAUGCAACAUGGGAAGGUCUUUGCUUAG